GGUAGAGGGAAAAGACUGCACACCCUUAUCCUUAACUUGACACUGGUGCUUGACAUGACUUACAGGAUAUAUGAAUUCAUCACUAUUGUAAUGAUCAAAUGUUGGAUUUUACGUUUUAUAUAUUCUAUAUAUUCUCAGAUCCGGGUUAACAUUAUCAAAUUUUGAAAAAGAAAACAAGGAAUUUUUUAGAAAAAUUAGCGUCAUAUUUAGAUUUAUCAGCAAAAAUUAUCUAACAUAUAAUAUUUAGAAUACCAAAAGAUUAUUAGAACAGGAAUUGUUGUAAUUUAAAGUUUUGAAAUUUUAUAGGAGUUUGACCAUAAUAUCUAACUGCAGUGAAAAAUUUUCACUCCAGGUAUAAUUUGUGUGGUCAUUUCUUUAUACAACACCAAAAGUAGAGGCAGUUUUUUAUUGAUUUCAUUUUGCUAAAUGAGUUACAUAGCUAAAGCUAAACAACCUUGUCCCCAACGCUCAUCCUUGCAUAUGAUAUGCUGACAAGUUAAGUCAUAGGGAAUGAAGUUGGUAGCUAAUGAUACUUUAUUGAUUUAAAGUUUUACACUGUAAUCCAUAUUUUUAUAAAAUUUCUUAAUGCAAAAAAACCUAGAUAUGUUCUCCUCCAAAAAUGUACAAUUUUGUAGAAUCUUCCACGGCUGAGACUAAAAAACAUUAUCUAAUUGUAUUGUAAAAUUGCUUCGUUGUACUGAGUGUAUAAACUUGAAAAUUUGUAUGUGUCCAUAAUUUUGAUGCUGAAUAUAUUGGUCAUUUUUGAAAAUGAUCAGAAAAUUUUAAGCACAUUAACCCAGAAGAGUUUGUGUGUUUUACUUACUUACUUAGUUUGAAGUAAGUAAGUGUGUUUUACCCCAUCUAAAUGUAAAGUACAGAACAAUAUCAAGUGAUAUUGCAUCCAUGAGAAUAGCUAGGACUCAAAUGACACUAGCACCACAUAUUUGUGACACCCAUCUUAUCAUACAUAUCUCAAUAUCUAAUGAUAACAUGCUUCAUUUUUGAAUAGUGCUUUCACAAGACUUUUUGGAACUAGUUUGGUGUAAUUGCUGAGGAAGACAACAAAUAAAAAAUAAGUGUAUAGAUAAAGUGAAGAUGGAUAUUGUUAUAUGUUUUUGUUUACUUCUCUUGUCAAAAUCAACUGCUGGUAUAAAUCCAUAUGAAACUCUAAAUGUAAAACCAUCAGAUUCACAAAAGACUAUUAAAGCAGCAUAUAAAAAACUUGCAAAAGAAUGGCACCCAGACAAAAGUACAGAUCCUAAUGCCCAAGCUGAGAUGGUGAAAAUUAAUGAGGCUUAUGAGAUUUUGUCCGAUUCAGAAAAGAAAGAACAAUUUGAUCGCUAUGGAACUACAGAAAAAAUGUCACAGCAAGCAGCGCAUCACCACUUUUAUCAUGAAUUUAGAAAGGGACCAGGUGGAUCCUAUUCAUUUAUGUUUGAGGAUUUCCCGUUUGGUGCGGGUUAUCAUUCUCAUGCACAAAGAAAGUCAAACUUGUUGACAAGAUACAGCUACCAGAAUAUUAUUUUACCUGAUAGCCAUCAUAAAGUUUUUUUAAUAGCAGUAUUUGGAGAGUUUUGUUUUGACUGCCUUCGCUUGCAGCCAAUGUGGGAAAAGCUAGCUGAAAACAUGGACAGUGUUGGUAUUGGUGCAUAUGAGCUAAAUUAUGAUAGAAACCCCCAUCUGGCUUAUGAUUUGGGCUCUCAAUCAUACCCACAAUUCUUUGCAGUGGUAAAUGGCAGAUCUGUCCGUUACAAAGGAGGUGAAAUAAGCGAACGACUUAUUCGUGAUUUCAUUUCGUCUCUUUUACCACAUUCUCUUGUUGAUCGGAUUGUAGGGAAUGAACGAGAAUAUUUUGAACAAUCUUUCAAAGACAACAAACCUCAGUGUUUACUGUUUAGUAAACAUAUCUUUGUACCACUGCUGUUUCAAGUAGUAGCUUUCGAGUAUCGAUCAAAAGUGAAGUUUGCUUAUGUUGAUGUAAAAGAUGAACAAACUAAAUAUUUUCGUGAGAAGUACAACAUUAACAAGUACGAUCCAACAGUUGUCAUCGUCAAGGAGGAGCCCUCAUUACCAAUAGCUGUUACCACAGGCUCCGCUUUAAAACGAGGAACUUUGCGGGAACUUGUUACAAAAAAUCUCUAUUUGUACAUGCCAAGAUUGUCAUCUCAGACAUUGUUUAAUGAACUUUGUCCUAUGAAAAGUGCAUCCAGAAGAUGGCUUUGCAUUGUCAUGGUGACCUCUGAAAAUGAUGACUACAGUAGCCAUCUUUGGAAGCUUAGACAAAUGGCAAAAGACAAGCAGUUUGAAGAAAAAAGAGUUAGAUUUUUCUACAUCUUUAAAAGAAAACAAAACAAAUUUUUAAAUCAAUUUGAAAAUAGUGAUGUACAUUCUGUGCCGUGCUCCGAUGGUUCUAACCCUAAAGAUUUAUUAAUUUUAUGGAGAGCGCCAAGAAAUAAAGUUUUAUAUGAUUGGUUCGCAAACGGGUGGUGCAAAACAGAUGACUCCGUGGCACAGUUAGCAAACUACAUUGAUGAAAAUAUUAGUGGCGAAUCUGAACUGAAAUAUGAAAUUUACAAUCAAAUUGAUUUGAUAGAUGAACACUGGCAUGGUAUGGCAUGGGAUUUCAUCAAAAAAGUAUAUCAAGGUGUUCAACAUGUUGUUGAUUCAAUAGAUUCACCAAGUUGGUACAACGCUUCUUCUAUCGGUUUUAUCGUGUUGGUUGUGUUUGGUAUAAUGAUCAGUUGUGUAAUCCCUAUUACAAGUGAAUUUAUUAGUGAUACACCAAGUCCAUCACCAUCGCAACACAAACGAAAUGUUAACAGCAAUACCACCAUACUUGGUUUAAAAAAACUAGACUCGACCAAUCAGAAAACAUUUAUCCACAACUCUCCUGCAGGGAAAGUAACAGUGGCUGUUAUAGUAGAUUCAUUAAAUAUCGAUGACGUAGCCAGCUCUCCGAUUAUACAAGCUUUUGCAGAUGCAAUAUAUGGUUAUACUUCGAACUCUUGUUAUACGUUCACAUGGUUAUCAAUAGCAGAAAAUCUUAUCUGGUGUACCGAAAUCAUGAAUAUCAAUAAAUUUGGUGAGUUUUUACCUGGGACGGUGUUGGCGAUAAAUGGGUUUCGAAAAUAUAUUUAUAUAUAUAAGCCUGACGUUGUUACAACAGACAAUCCGCAACUGUCUGCUAACUUUAUCGGAUUUGAAAGCAGUGAGGAGGAGGGCGAUAGUUAUCAUCAACUCGAGAGAAUAAAAGUUAAAAGGGCAGCGAUAAAAUUGCGAAAAGACUUUCCUAGAUGGAUAGAAAGACUUUACGAAGGUACAUUGCCGAAUAGAAUAAAAAUUGACAAAUGGCCGAUAAUGGAGUCUUAACAUCCGACUGCCCAAAUCUCAUUGAAACUUGUGACAAAAAUUAAAUGACAAUUUUGAAAUUAUUUGUUUUUAUUAUUAUUUAUUGUUUUUGAUAUAAAUAUACAUAUAAAAAGUAUUUAUGGAAAAUAAAUGGAGUAAUCAUUUCAGAUGUUGUAAAAAACAUAGAAACAAAAUAAAUUUAUACUUAUACAUUGGUACAUGUAGAGCAAAA
Messenger RNA from Hydractinia symbiolongicarpus, 3580 nucleotides. RefSeq names its product dnaJ homolog subfamily C member 16-like. The record is from RefSeq and is a predicted model, not a curated record. The coding region runs from base 1096 to 3369 and encodes 757 amino acids. The transcript is spliced from 13 exons. Lineage: Eukaryota; Metazoa; Cnidaria; Hydrozoa; Anthoathecata; Hydractiniidae.